Diabrotica virgifera virgifera (western corn rootworm) is the source of this 1136-nucleotide messenger RNA. RefSeq names its product ubiquinone biosynthesis protein COQ9, mitochondrial (gene Coq9). Gene Ontology annotation, molecular function: lipid binding. The record is from RefSeq and is a predicted model, not a curated record. Lineage: Eukaryota; Metazoa; Arthropoda; Insecta; Coleoptera; Chrysomelidae. Gene Ontology annotation, biological process: ubiquinone biosynthetic process. Bases 225 to 1016 code for a protein of 263 amino acids. Gene Ontology annotation, cellular component: mitochondrial inner membrane. The transcript is spliced from 5 exons.
UGAAAUGUCAGCUAAUGUCAAAUUUCAUACAAAUAAAUAUAGAAAAAAAAUCUACUUUUUUGAUUAUUUGCGACUGCAACGUGCAGGUGCAGUAAAAAACGAAUUAAUCAGUUGAUAGUUAGGUAAUUGCGUAGUACGAGUAUUUUACUGGUUUUUUUAGAUAUACAAAGCAGUUCUAGUCAGAUGAAAACAAUUAUUCCUAAAAUAUUAAUAGCCUGUGAACUAUGUCCUUUAUAAUUAUUCCUUUAAAUAGGAGGAUAGGAGUUAGAAACUCCAGUUGCAUAUGGUCAACUAUUAGGCUCUUUUCAUCAGAGACAACAAGCUCAGAUGAACAAGGAGAUGAUAAGAAUUAUGAGGAAGAUAUUCGUAAUAAGAUACUAGAAGCUUCGUUACCUAACGUACCUGAACUAGGAUGGUCCAAAGAAGCGAUAGCCAAAGGCGCACAAGCCGUAGGUUAUCCCGGGGUUACACAUGGGAUGUUUUCUAGAGGAGGUGGAGAUCUACUACACUAUUUUCAAACUAGUUCCAAUUCUAAGUUAGUCCAAUUUUUAAAAAAGUAUAAAGAGGAUAUGAAGGAGAACCCUAUUCCACCGGCCGACUUUGCGGAAAGGGCUAUUCAAGAACGUUUAAAAAUGGUCGGACCGUAUGUAGGAAAAUGGCCACAGGCACUAGCCAUUAUGGCAUUGCCGCCUAACGUACCAAAUUCUUUAGCGACUCUAUUAACAAUGGUCGAUGAUAUUUGUUACUAUGCAGGUGAUAGAUCAGUAGAUCAUAAUUGGUAUUUACGUAGAAUAGGCAUAGCAGGUGUAUAUAAAGCUUCAGAACUGUAUAUGAUUCAAGAUAAGUCAGAGGAAUUUAAAAAUACGUGGGUGUUUCUAAAUAAGAGAUUACUCGAAGCAGUCCAACUGCAGGAUUUAUUGUUAAAGUCAGAAAAUGGUACCCAGAUGGCUAAGGAUACUGUCCAGUCAGUGUUUGUUACAGCCCGCAAUAUAUUAGGAAUCAACUGGAAUAAAUAGGAUAAUGAUGGAGUGAUCAUCAUACCGAAAGUAUUAGGAGUUAAUAUUUUUUAUUGCUUCUCUCGGUAAGAUAUAAAAUUGAAAUUGUGAUUUUUAAUAAAUAAACACACUGUUAGUUUA